This is a messenger RNA of Alternaria arborescens, 663 nucleotides long. RefSeq lists its product as hypothetical. The record is from RefSeq and is a predicted model, not a curated record. Lineage: Eukaryota; Fungi; Ascomycota; Dothideomycetes; Pleosporales; Pleosporaceae. The transcript has 2 exons. Bases 1 to 663 code for a protein of 220 amino acids.
AUGUCGUCGUUCAUCCUCGUGCUACUCUGCACACUUUACGCGACAUUAGUCGCAGCCAUUCCACAGGCAGUAACUCUUGCUGCAGCACCCGUUCUACCACCAAAGGGCAAAGUCACCUUGACCACCCUCGACGUCGAUCUUGAAGGAAGUGGCUGCAGACCUGGCGAUGCCAGCGUCAUGCUUGCUUCGGACAAUUCCGCCAUGACCGUCAUUUUCGAUAACUUCUCUGCCGCAGACGGACCGAAGAAUGGGGGUGCGAGUACACGCGCGUUCUGCAGGGUGAAUAUCGGCAUGACAUCGCCUGGAUGGGCAUUCGAUAUCAGUUCGGCUGAUUUCCGCGGAUAUGUGUACAUCGAGAAGGGCGUGAAUGCUAGUUUGGUCAGUCGAUGGAAAUGGAUUGACAAGAAUGGGUUAGAUUUGAAAGGCAAGGGAAACAUCCAGAAGAAAAUAACAGGGCCUUUCGAGGAUGACUUCCUCCUACACAAAGACGGCGAACUGUCGAAUACAGAGGCAUCGGUUUGCCAGAAGAAAGACGCAAGGAUUCAGAUUAGUUUGUCGGCAACUGUGGAUUCUGGAACUUCGAAGAAGAAUGGAUACGUGCAAGGGGGUUCAGCGGAUGCCGCAUUUGGUGAAAUACUGAAUCUUUCGUGGAAGAAGUGCUGA